AAGUAUCUUCUUGAUAGGCUCAGACUCUCUUAAUCAGCCUGUAAUGGAGCUAAUGGCUGUUUGUCAUCCUUGGAGAUAUAAAUUUCCUGGCGAUGUCUACUGCAGACAGUGCAUGAAGUAUGCUCUGUGUGCCAGCAAGGGCUGAUGAUCAGGGGAAGGGCAGGGUACUCCAUUAGAGGAGGAGAAGAGCAGAAGCUGCCGGUGUACAGAACUCUGCUUUUCCACUACUGAGACAUGGAUAAUGCUGUUGAUGGACUGGAUAAGGCUUCCAUUGCAAACUCAGAUGGACCCACGACAGGUUCCCAGACACCUCCUUUCAAAAGAAAGGGUAAACUUUCUUCUAUAGGCAAGAUUUUUAAACCUUGGAAAUGGAGAAAAAAGAAGACCAGUGACAAAUUUAGAGAGACUUCAGCAGUGUUAGAAAGGAAGAUAUCCACAAGACAAAGUAGAGAGGAGCUGAUAAGAAGGGGAGUACUUAAGGAAUUGCCUGAUCAAGAUGGAGAUGUAACUGUAAAUUUUGAAAAUUCAAACGGGCACAUGAUACCCAUCGGAGAGGAGGCCACACAAGAGGAAAAUGUAGUAAAGUCUGAAGAAGGUAAUGGCUCUUUGUCUGAAAAAGCAACAACUGUGGAAGAAAAAACAGAAGAUAAGAAAGAAAAUCACUCUGAAACAUCGGCACACCCAGUUCCAGCUCCUCCUAAGCCCAAGCCUAAACCUAAACUCAAAAAAGCAGCUGUACCUCCAAAAGGGGCUGCUGCUGUACAGGCAAGCCACAAGGGUGAUGAAGCACCACCCAGUAAAAAAACCACCAAGGCUCCUGGUAAGCAGCCCCCCAUUCCUCCACCCAAGCCGACAAGCCGAGGGGUGACCCGAGAGGUCGCUAGUUCCUCUCACUUGAAAAAAACAACUGUGUCCAAGUCAUCGUCUUCCCCAUCAACUUCUACCACCUCAUCUCGUUCCAAAGCUUCCAAGGAGCCAGCUUCCAGCAAAACAGCCGCAGCAGGGACUUCACGGGGCAAGAAAAAAACAAGCAAACAGUCAACCUCCCGCCCACCUCCAGAGAAAGCUGUUUCUAGCACGUCCAAUCUCAAGGCAGAACCUUUAGAAAUCAGAGUAGAAAAUCUGAAGACAGAGUCUCCUCCCAUUUCAGAAGAGCAGAAUACAGACCUACAGAAUAAAUCAGUAGUUCCUCCUCCACCUGUAGCACCACCUCCUCCUCCACCAGCCCCUUCUCUUCCUCUGGAAAAUCAAUGCGUUAAUGUGUCUGAUGUUCCGGCUGUCAUGGUUAGCAAUGGGGCUAGCCUAUCUGUCUCUGCCUCAGACUCGAAUCAUCUUAAGACAGAAGAGUUGACAGACAGAACCACUCUUCCUUCAGAUAUCAGCUUGGGUGUUAACAGAGAAAACAAAAAAUGUUUGACAGCCAAAGAAGAGCUGGUAAAGGAUGCACCACGGCUAAUGAUUCCUGUUUUGAUGGGAGAGUCUUCUGAAUCUCUCAGCAGCACAGAGGUUGAAGUUCGAAGAGAGAACCAAGCUAAUGAUUCUGAUUCAGAUGGGCCUAUUUUAUAUACAGACGAUGAUGAUGACGAUGAUGAUGACGACGAUGAUAGUGGUGAAAGUGCUUUGGCAAGUAAAAUACGUCGCAGGGAUACUCUUGCCAUCAAACUUGGCAACAGACCAUCUAAGAAAGAAUUGGAAGACAAGAAUAUCUUACAACGAACCUCUGAAGAGGAGAGGCAGGAAAUUCGACAACAGAUUGGAACAAAGCUUGUCAGGAGAUUAAGCCAGAGGCCAACAAGUGAAGAACUAGAGCAAAGAAAUAUCCUAAAACAAAAAAAUGAAGAAGAAGAACAAGAAGCAAAAAUGGAACUGAAACGCAGACUCAGCAGAAAGCUCAGUUUGAGACCAACAGUGGCAGAGCUACAAGCAAGAAGGAUUCUUCGGUUUAAUGAGUACGUUGAGGUCACUGAUUCUCCUGAUUAUGACCGCCGAGCAGACAAACCUUGGGCCAGACUAACACCUGCAGAUAAGGCAGCAAUAAGAAAAGAGUUAAAUGAAUUUAAAAGUACAGAAAUGGAAGUCCAUGAAGAGAGUCGACAGUUUACAAGGUUUCACCGCCCCUAAUGAAAUGCAAGAUUAUUAUGAAUCAAUCAUUUGCUGAUAAUCUUUGGGGAAAGCACUGUUUCCUGAAGACUUGAGAUUGCACUGGAAUUUGAAUGUGUGUGUGUGUGUUGCAACUUCACCUGUGAUAAAGAAAGUGGCCCUUGGUUUUAUUGGAGAAAAACUCCUCCCCUUUUACUGGAGAGCUCUGAUACAGGGCAAAGGAAAAAAGAGGACACAGUGAUCCUUUUUGUCCAGCAAGUGUUGAUGGUAAGAGAUACUCUGCUUGAGCCAUGAUCAGCUCACAUGGCUAAACAGACUUUUAUUCAUUAGAAUUUUUACCAAGGAAGAUGAGCAGAAGACAAUCAUGGGCUUCCCUUUUUAAGAAUACAGUUUUAUGGUAAUCAAGAAAAAUAUGGAAUGGGAUUAUGAAACACUGGGAAUCAAGGUGGAAAAGAAAAGAAAAAAAUAAGUAUUUCAACUUAGUAACAGAAAUCAGACAAACUAAAGAUAAAAUGUAUUUUUUGCCAUAGAAAUUUGUUGGGUAAGAAUGCUUACCCAGGAAGGAUUUACAAAUAUGACUACCUAAUGAUUCAGAUCUGUAUCCGGAAGACUGUUCAGAUUUCAUCAAUACUUCAGUAAUAUACCAGUAGUUUUAAUUUAUUUGGUGCCGUGAACCCAGUUGCCAGGAACAAGUCUGAGUGUUUUCAUACAUAUUUUUCAUAAAUUCAAGAGGCUUGCACAGACUCUUAACAAGCAUGCUUAAAGAAAUGGUGUUGCAUGCUUAAGUAGCAAAACUAAACAUGCUUUACAUAUUUUUAUACUCUUACUCAUUGUACCUUCCAUGGUUCUAGAAUUACAAGAGUGCGAAUAAAGCAAGAAAUAAUGUGAUUCUAUAGGACUGCAGCAAGUUUAGAAACAAAGUGUCUGACCUUUCUCUCAAGCUACUAAGCUCAUAAGUGAAAGUACCCUAAAUAUGAAGAAAAACAAUUGACAAUCAUGAUAUCAUUUUAAUUUUUAACCCAGUCAAAACUCAUUUGAAUUACAGAUGUCCUGCCUGUAAUUAGUUUCAAACAGAAAUUAUCAGGACUAUGUCUUUUAUUUAUUUAUUUUUAUUAGUUUAAAUGCUGCGUUAUUUGGGAUCUUUGAAAUGCUGCUACAAAGAAAAACGUGUGGAUUACUAAGUACUCAGCAAGAGACUUUAAAACCUUACAUAAAACCUGUUACAAUAUGUAUAAAAUUACCUAGUCUCAUUUAAUAAUUUGUAAAAUGUAUCUCUGAGUAUAGUAUUGAAGUAUAGUGUUGAAAAUGAUCAGUAAGACUGGAGAUUGUGGAGGAAGGAAAUCCGAUUUUCUUAUGUUGGUCAAAGGAUAAGGUCAGUAUUAUUUACACUAAGGUCUCCUCUAUUGUCUUACUUGCCAAUACUUCCUAUUAAAUAUGUAUAUUAUAUGACUUAUCUGCUCCCAAAUAUCUGUAAUCAUAAAGAGAGGUUUUAAUUCCUUUGUUUAAAAUCAUCUUUAAAUGUGUGUAAAUACUGUAGUGUGUUUAAUAGUAAUUUGUAUUUCCCUUUUUUUUUUUUUUUUUUUUUUGCUAAUACAUAAAGUAUAUUGACAUUAGACAAGGUCCGGGUGGGAUUUUAUCUCUUCCCUCAGAUCUUGACCUGGAUUUUCCUGAAUGUCCUUAGUUCAUAAUUUUGAAGAUUAUAAUUUUAUAUUUCAGAAGCAAGCAUGAAAUCUGGCAGCUAAAUUAAGAUCCUACCAUUUAUUGAUAUUUUCAAGAACAGCUAACUGGAGAGUUUCGGGAUGAUUUUUAUAAAAUAUAUUUAAGCAUCAGCUAGCUCUUUUUAUUUAAAGUAGGCUACACAGACAUUUGCUCAUGCUCUAAAUUGAUAUGGUUAUAUCAGUUGACUGAAGAGUUCUUCUUCUGUCAAAGUCCCAUAAAACAUUCAGAACUUCUUAGUUUUAUAGUAGGAACAACAAAUACUAUUUUGUAGCCAAUAAAAGUAAGCAUCCCUGUUUCAUCCCUUGAUGUAAUGAAUUAAUAACAAAAUCAAUCCAGAUUCUGAAGCAUUAUCAUUUUAUAAGUAUUAAAAGAUAUGUUUCAUUGAGGAAAUGAUGAAAACAUGAUCCUUCUGCAUGUGCAAAUGCUUUUGACUUAGUUGUGUCAAUUUGUAUAGCAAUUUCUAAAAAGCCAUAGAAAUUAAUUCUGGACUGAGAUAUGGCAACAACAUAACAUGUUAUUUUUUCAGCUUUAAAAAAAAUACCAAAGAAUAUAUUAACAUUUUUUAUAUUUAAACUUUGCAACUUUUAAAAAAUAAUUAUGAUUACCAAUGAUCAAGCCCCAUUGUAAAUAAUGAAAGACAGAUAUUAUACCAACUUUUCACAUAGGAAUCAUGUCACAGAAUGUUCAUUGUUUGGCUGAUGUAAAAAAAAAAAAAAAAAAAAACAGAA
Molecule: messenger RNA, 4547 nt
Organism: Antechinus flavipes (yellow-footed antechinus)
Lineage: Eukaryota; Metazoa; Chordata; Mammalia; Dasyuromorphia; Dasyuridae
Gene: PHACTR2
Product: phosphatase and actin regulator 2
Exons: 13
Coding region: 235-2121 (628 amino acids)
Biological process (GO): actin cytoskeleton organization
Molecular function (GO): actin binding
Source: RefSeq, a predicted model, not a curated record